This is a messenger RNA of Gadus morhua (Atlantic cod), 2057 nucleotides long. It is a transcript of the gene ccno, whose product is annotated as cyclin O. NCBI's taxonomy places the organism in Eukaryota, Metazoa, Chordata, Actinopteri, Gadiformes, Gadidae. The transcript has 3 exons. The coding region runs from base 168 to 1481 and encodes 437 amino acids. The record is from RefSeq and is a predicted model, not a curated record.
CGCUCAUAAAAACAGGAGGAUUUGGCAGCAGUCUACCUGAUUUCUCAACUGCGGUCACAACUCAAAACUAAUGAGUUCGUUGCCCCGGCAACGCCGGGCACGCUGCUCGGUGUGAGACUGCGAGCGGGCUGAACCCCGGGAAAGCGUCACGUGUCAUUGAAUGGGUAAUGGUAGGGCCCGGGUGUGGAUUACACAUCGGCAGUCCAGCCAGCGCAUGCAGACGGGGCCAACACAUUUUUUUUCUUUCUAAAAAAAAAAAGGAUAAGAAAAUGGUGUCAAUGGCGAACAACACACCUAACGCGACUCCUGCGGUAGUUUGCAAACAAUCGCCGAAAAAUUACCGUAGUGCAUUUCAAAACAAAACUCGCUCGCCGAUUCAAAAGAAAGAAAAGAGACACAGAAAACAGACAAUCACGUCGAGACUGAGCGAUUCAGGUAUCGAGGAGGAUUUAAGCGCCCAGAGCCCUGUUGGGACUGUUGUAUUAUCAGGUGAGGGUCCGUCUUCCACGGGACAGCUCGGCCUGCUCACCUGGCACCAGCACUACGGGAGCGUCGGGUACAAGAUACAGAAGGACAACGAGACGCAGUUCCAUCUACCCAAGUGCUUGGCGCGCCAGCCACAGGUGACUCCAGAGGCGCGCUGUAAGCUGGUGAGCUGGCUCAUCCCUGUGCACAAGUACUUCCGCCUGUCCUUCGAGUGCUGCUGCCUAGCAGUGAACAUCAUGGACCGGUUCCUGGCGUCUACGGCUGUUGCUGCUGACUGCUUCCAGCUCCUGGGGGUCACCGCUCUGCUACUAGCUAGUAAACAGGUGGAGGUGUUCUCCCCGCGGAUCAGCCAGCUCCUGGGCCUGUGUUGCCAUGCCUUCUCCAAGCAGCAGCUCUGCAACCUGGAGUGCCUCAUCCUGCUGCGGCUCCGCUUCCGCCUGGCCGCCCCCACCCUGGCCUUCUUCCUGGAGUACAACAUCCUCUGCAGUGAGGCCGUCGGCGCGGGCAGCGGGUCACCGUCGGCCCGCUGGGAGAUGAGACGCUCCCCGCGACGCAGCGACCUCGCCAGGAGGAUAUGCGAGCUGAGUCUGGCGGACUACGCCUUCAACAGGUACCUGCCCUCCCUGACGGCCGUGUGCGCGAUGAGACUCUCCCUAGAGCUCCUGGCGGCCGGGGGGCAGCCGGAAGAACCCAACGCGCGCAUGAGCUGCACACAUGACCUCAUCCAGUCAGAGAAGGGGACACUCUCGGGGACGUCUGAGGGCGAGCUCUCAGAGGGUGAGCAGUUAUGGAUGGACUGCACGCCUGACGAGUCGGGCGACGGCCCCGGGCACUCAGCGGAGGGCUUUGGGCCAGAGGAGCCGGGCCCCCUGUCGGGGGGUCUGGACGGCAGGACCAGCCGCAGACAGAACCUCGCCCUGGAGUGCACAGAGAACUUGAAGCUGUUGGUGUCGCUCAACCGAGAGACGAUACAGGCAAUGUUGACGACGUCAUGAGAUCGAUGCGUCUCACGAUGUCAACGCGGCGAUCCAGUAUUUCAAUUAUUAAUCAUGUUAAACCUUAGGAAAUGAGGAAAUACACUGCAGUCUCAAUGUUUACAGACAUCUGAGGGAGGCUUUAUGAAGUAAAGGAUAUUUUGUUGUGUUGAAAUAUCCAUAUACCUCAUAGAUGUUUUCGUAAUCGUUGAUGUGAGUUUGAAUAGCUUUUGUUCUAGAGUUGUUGAAUUUAUUUAUUUUCUAUACAAUUUGGUUAACCAUUCAUGAAUUUUGUAGUUUUGUAUGCAAAUCCCAAUUAUGAAAAUUCAAUAAAUGAAAUGUAAUGCAAUAAAAGACUGAGAGCCUAUCGCUUCACUUGAAUGUUAUUAAUGAAACUAAAUAGCAUUUCAAGAAAAAUAAUAUGUUCAUGUUAUUGUGAUCGAGUAAAUAAAAAUAAAUCCAGAGGGGAGGUUGGGGUUGAAGAAAAAUAAGUAAACUUUUUAUUUUCAAAUAUUGGUGCAAGCGAUAUCUCAUUCUGAUUUUCUCAUGCUCUGAAUAUUUAGCAUUUUAGUGUUUGUUGUAUUGGCUACUGCAUAG